Oldenlandia corymbosa var. corymbosa is the source of this 3120-nucleotide messenger RNA. The record is from the annotation of a GenBank genome assembly. NCBI's taxonomy places the organism in Eukaryota, Viridiplantae, Streptophyta, Magnoliopsida, Gentianales, Rubiaceae.
CUACAACAACUUCACGCUUUAUAUUAUUUAAGUUUCAGCCUUCACGCCUUCAAGCUCACUCAAAACCGUCAUAAACACUGGAAAAAAGUUGAAUCAAGCCCGCCGUUAUACGGUACCCCCUAUGCCCGUCUCACAAUACUGAAACGAAGUCUAAGCCACGGCAGAUCGUGGAGGAUUCUGCCGGUGAUCCAUAAAGAUGAUGGUGGAUCUGAGUUCUUUCUCCGACGAGGGUUUCGACCCCAAGAAAUGGAUAAAUGCGGUUUGCCAAUCGCGCCACCCACAGGAUCCCUUGGACAAGCACUUGGUGGAUCUGGAGAUGAAGCUCCAGAUGGUUUCCGAAGAAAUUGCCGCCUCACUGGAAGAACAAAGUUCCGCCGCCCUUCUCCGCGUCCCCCGGGCUACUCGUGACGUCAUUCGCCUGCGUGAUGAUGCCCUCUCCCUUCGCUCUUCCGUCGCCUCUAUCCUCCAGAAACUCGUUAAGGUCAAAUUUUGCCACUUGCGUGAUUAAAGAACAAUUAAUCAAUCAAAACAAAUAGUUACCUGCUCUAAGAUUUGGUUGAACAGGCAGAAGGAUCAUCAGCGGAGUCAAUAACAACUCUGGCAAAAGUUGAUUCUGUUAAACGGAGGAUGGAAGCUGCCUACGAAACAUUGCAGGAUGCUGCAGGUUUAUCUCAAUUAAGUUCAACAGUGGAGGAUGUAUUUGCAAGUGGCGAUCUUCCUCGAGCUGCAGAGACUUUGGCUAACAUGAGGCACUGCUUAUCCGCAGUCGGUGAGGUUGCUGAAUUUGCUAAUGUUAGAAAGCAGCUGGAAGUCCUGGAAGACAGGCUAGAUUCAAUGGUGCAACCUCGCCUUACAGAUGCUUUGACCAACCGCAAGGUUGAUGUUGCCAAAGAUAUGCGGAGUAUUCUCAUUACUAUUGGGAGAUUCAAGUCCUUAGAAGUUCACUACACCAAAGUGCACCUUAAGACUAUCAAAAAGCUGUGGGAGGAGUUUGAUCUGCGACAGCAGGCUAGCAAGCUUGCGAAUGAAAAAAAUGAAAUGCAGAAGCUCCCAACUAGUCACAAUUCCCAGUCAAAUCGAAGUACAUUUUCAUUCUCAAGUUGGUUGCCUAGUUUCUACGAUGAAUUGCUACUUUACCUGGAACAAGAGUGGAAGUGGUGUUCUCAAGCUUUUCCGGAAGAUUACAGAACAUUAGUUCCAAAGCUACUGAUUGAAACAAUGACGGUUAUUGGCCAAAGUUUUGUAUCUCGUGCAAACCUUGCCACUGGCGAUGUAAUUCCCGAGACUAAAGCACUCUCAAAAGGUGUCUUAGAUAUCUUAUCAGCAGAUCUACCAAAAGGUGUCAAAGUCCAAAGCAAGCAUUUGGAUGCACUGAUAGAACUACACAACAUGACGGGAAGCUUUGCUCGUAACAUUCAGCAUUUGUUUUCUAAUGCUGAUCUUAAAGUGUUGCUGGAUACAAUGAAGUCAAUCUACCUGCCAUAUGAAUCAUUUAAACAAAGGUAUGGGCAAAUGGAGCGUGUUGUACUGUCUAGUGAAAUUGCCGGACUUGAUCUUAGGGGAGUUACUUUUAGUCGCUUUGUUGGUGUUCAUGGAGUCGAACUUAGUGAAGCAGUGCGAAGAAUGGAGGAGUCCAUCCCACAGGUUAUUAUACUUCUUGAAAUGGCUGUUGAAAGAUGCAUCAACUUCACAGGAGGUUCCGAGGCAGACGAGCUUAUCCUUGUUCUUGAUGACAUAAUGUUACAAUAUAUAUCAGCUUUACAAGAAAUUUUAAAAGCAUUGAGGACGCUUUGUGGGGUAGAUUCUGCAGAUGGAGUUGGCCCAAAGAAGGAUCUUGGAGCAGACAGAAAGGAUGGAACUUCUCAUGCACGCAAAACAGAUUUUUUGUCGAGCGAGGAGGAAUGGUCUUUUGUCCAAGCUACACUCCAAAUUCUCACAGUUGCAGAUAGUUUGUCUAGCAGGUCUUCAGUCUUUGAGGCUACUCUGCGCGCCACUCUUGCUAGAGUAAAUACAAAUCUCUCUCUCUCGGUGUUUGGCUCUAGCAUUGAUCAAAACCGUUUACAUAUAGUCACUGAUGAAAAAAGUGGAGAGUUUUCUUCAGUUGGGAGAGCUGCUUUGGAUAUGGCAGCUUUAAGACUUGUGGAUGUCCCUGAUAAAGCUCGGAAGCUAUUCAACUUACUUGAGCAGUCUAAAGAUCCCCGGUUUCAUGCACUUCCCCUUACUUCUAGCCGGGUCACAGCAUUUGCAGAUGCAGUUAAUGAACUUGUUUAUGAUGUCCUGAUAUCUAAAGCACGGCAGCAGUUUAAUGACCUGUCUCGGUUGCCAGUGUGGUCUUCUGUGGAUGAACCAAGUGCUUUUCCUCUCCCACAUUUCAGUGCAUCCCCUCAGCCUUAUGUGAUCAGUGUUGGUGAAUAUCUUCUCACUUUGCCUCAGCAAUUGGAACCACUUGCUGAGGGCAUUUCCAACAAUGAUGCCAAUGGUGAUGAGGCCCAGUUUUUUGCAACUGAAUGGAUGUUCAAGGUCGCAGAGGGUGCUGCUGCCCUUUACAUGGAACAGCUCCGCGGUAUCCAGUAUUUAACAGAUCGUGGAGCUCAACAGCUAUCUGUUGAUAUCGAGUACUUGAACAGUGUCCUUCAUGCUCUGUCAAUGCCGCCUCCUCCUGUCCUUGCUACUUUUCACACUUGCUUAUCCACCCCAAGGGAUCAGCUUAAGGACCUAGUCAAAUCUUCUGAUAGUCAACUUGAUCUUCCUACAGCUAACCUUGUUUGCAAGAUGAGGCGGGUGAAUUUGGACCAAUGAUGCACCAGAGUUGUAUUUCAGGGCAAGAUACGUUUUUAAUUCUUUAUAGAAUGUCGUACAUUCCAUGUCCCGGUUCAAUCCGGUGUCUCACUUCAUCUCAUGUAGUUAUCUCUUUGGCUCUUUUCUCCUAGUGCAGAAAUUUUGUUUUUUCUAUUGUAUUUUUUUUUCCUUGUCCUUUUUCUAUUUAUUAGUACUCCCUCUGUCCCGAAAUUAUUGUCCAGUUUGAGAUUUCACUUUUAGUACAAUUUGAACUAGAAAUGAAAAUUCAAACUGGACAAUAAUUAUAGGACGGAGGGAGUAUUAUUUAUUAGGUUUCCUGAG